Molecule: messenger RNA, 1679 nt
Organism: Trichechus manatus latirostris (Florida manatee)
Lineage: Eukaryota; Metazoa; Chordata; Mammalia; Sirenia; Trichechidae
Gene: TEX12
Product: testis expressed 12
Exons: 5
Coding region: 338-709 (123 amino acids)
Biological process (GO): synaptonemal complex assembly
Cellular component (GO): central element
Source: RefSeq, a predicted model, not a curated record
AGAUUAAAGCCUUGGAAACCUUAUAGGGCAGUUCUGGAGAGAUUUUUCACAGAGAUUACCGGGGAAGGGAAAAACAAACACACCCACAAGAAGUAAGAGGAAGAAGGCAGCUUUCCCGUAAGAACGCGGAGAGGUGCAGACCAGACCCAGGAGGAAACGCGGGCCGGCCGGCGGUUCGCGGUCCCGUCACGUGGCUCGCGCGCUGACCGCCGGGAGCGCCGCGCGCUGUCCGCAGGCCGCGGUUUUUUUUUUCGCACCCGCGCGUCUGGCUCCCUCGGUCACGCGCUUUCUCUGACGAAGAAGGUCUCGACGCCGGGUAGACUUAUACUUCCAUAAUAUGAUGUCAGGUCACCUUGUGAAACCUGAUACUAGAAAUUGCAAGAGACCAAGAGAGUUGGAGCCUCAAAUGCCAGAUAGUCCACAGCUGUCUUCUCUUGGAAAAUCAGAUUCAUCUUUCUCUGAAAGCUCUGGACUGUUUUAUAAAGAUGAAGCCCUGGAGAAAGAUUUGAAUGAUAUGAGCAAGGAUAUUAAUCUAAUGUUGUCUGCAUAUGCAAAGAUCUUAAGUGAGAGAGCAGCAGUAGAUGCAUCUUACAUUGAUGAGAUAGAUGGACUCUUCAAAGAAGCCAAUACUAUUGAAAACUUUCUAAUACAAAAGAGAGAGCUCCUUAGACAGAGGUUUAUGGAGAUUGCAAACACACUACACAGAUAAAGUUGUGUAUUUAAAAUAAGCUGAGAAUUUAAGCUAUGUAUCCCAUUAUUAUCAUAAUGAAAAAAUAAUAUUUAUGCUCUGAAAGCUCUCUAGUUUUAAAAGAAAAUGUAUACCUUAAACAUAGAAGGGGACACUCUUUUGAAUUUCUUUUCUAGAUUAAAGGAAUCUUUAAACUGUACAUUAAUAUGAAGUAUGUUGUUUUAUUUUGUGGGUUGAAUAUUUGACAGAUUUUAUAAAAGCAUAAAUUAAAGCAUAUGUGGAUUUCUUUUUUUUUUUCCUUAAACCUCCUAGCCUUUCUUAAACUUGUAAAAGGGACUCGAUGAGUUAAUUUGAUAAUGCUUAACAAUAAUGCACGUUUUCAUUUAUAAUAUUUUUUAAAGUAGCAGAUAGCUUUGGAGACAGUUUAAAAAAAUUUUUUAUGGUCAAUAUUAUUUAAAAAAUUAAAACUUUAAAGAUAAUUUGUCUAUUUUCUCAAUAUGUAAUGAAAGAUAACUGUGCUAUUGCUAUUUAAUAUCAUUUGUUUAUUUUCACUAGUUAUUAUAUAUGGCUAAUAAAAAUUUUGAGUUUAAAAUUAUAUUCUUGUGCUAAAAGCAGUAAAAUAAAAACCCAGAAAUUAUUAACCAGAACCUUGUAUGAAUUGACUGUUUUACAUAUUAACCGUAUCAAUGUGUGCAGUUAAUGGAUUAUAUUCAGAAGCCUUAGCAGAGUGUGGUAUGGGAUAAUGAUUAGUGGUCCAGAAGUAGAAAUUGGCUUAAACAACGAGACAACCUUGGCAAGUCACUUCAGUCCUAUUAUAAUUCAGAAAUUUAAUUUGGACUAGAGGAUCUCUAAUACCAAUCUAGCUAAAAAAGUUCUCCCUUUUGUGUAAGGUACUGCAAUAUGCUAUAUAACUACAUGGGAUAACUUUAUUAAAUCUGAUAAUUUUUAAAUCACAGGACCUAUUUUUCAAUCAUAUAAAUAAUUCAAUUUA